AAACUUCCUUGUGAUACUCAAGAUAAAUUUUGUUAAUUUUGCAUCAAAAUUAGACAUCCGGACGAAAUAUGAAAUAUAAUCAAGAUAAACCUUGUCAGAUAUAAAGGGUGGUCUGUCAGUGUAGCUUCAGUGACACGCGCUCACUUAGUUAGAUCUAGUUGGAUCUCUUCCGAAAAUAUUGAAACAACUACCACACUAACAUCCAUUUGUUUUACAACACCUUAUGGUUUUAUGACUUGAUAUCGGUUUCACAGCAUCGUAAGCGGAUCUGACGGAUAACUCGGCAAUGGGUAGACUGUUUGGAAUUCUGAUUUUGACUUCAUUGCUUGUAUCACUUAAUGGACAGGUGUUGUUUGAUGAUAUUGGAGAUAGACAGAGGUCAGCAGACUUGGAAACGGAGCUUCAGCAAUUUAGUCAAGGUAUUGAAAAGAUGGUAACGAAAAAACUUAAGGAAGUCGAAAACGUCAUCGAGACAAAGAUCACCAAUUUAUAUAGGAAAGUUGAGAAAAUCAGUGAUCUUAUUACCACAACUCAGACCGAGCAGCGACUCCUAAAGCAGGAAAUGGAGUCUUUAAAAUCUAAAACUGAUUUUCUGAUUACAACAAACUGUGCUGACAUUUUGAACAAUUAUCCAUAUAACAGAGGGAGGGAUGGUGUGUAUAAUAUCGUUGAUUUAAAUAAAAAUAAAGCAAAGGCUGUGUACUGUGAUAUGACCACUGACAACGGAGGAUGGACGGUGAUUCAGCGGAGAGUGAAUGGAUCGGUGGACUUUUACCGUAACUGGACGGACUACAAGAACGGGUUUGGAUUUGCUGACCACGAGUAUUGGAUAGGAAAUGACAUGCUACAUAGUUUGACAUCAACGAACCCCCAAGAACUGCGAGUAGAUAUGGAGAGAUUUAAUGGAGAGAAAGCCUAUGCUGUAUACUCUAAUUUUUCUGUCGGGGACGAGGCCAGUAAAUAUCAGCUACAGGUGAAUGGAUACAGUGGGAAUGCAGGGGAUAGCCUGGAAUACAGCAACAACAGUAUGUUCUCUACCCCGGACCAGGAUAACGACGGGAAGAGCAGCGGUAGCUGUGCCACCAAGUACAGAACGGCAGGGUGGUUCAAGAAUUGUUUCUGGGCCAACCCUAAUGGACAGUACACUGACUCUGAGAAAACUAGUCAUGGAUACAUGAUAUGGAAUCACUGGAAAAAAUUGAUGAUAUCUUUAAAAUCAAUGCAGUUGAUGAUUCGUCCCCGAGCCUGACACCGAAGUGUAACUUUAUCCUCAUUAUGUUGCCAAAUGUAGCAGUUCUCUCUCUGUGUAUUUACUUUAUUUACCUGCAUGUUUUUGUUUGUCAAUUGACUAUCAGACACUUUUGCACCAUAUGUAAAUAUUUAAAGUAUUGUUUAU
This is a messenger RNA of Magallana angulata, 1396 nucleotides long. Its product is annotated as fibroleukin-like. The transcript has 4 exons. Lineage: Eukaryota; Metazoa; Mollusca; Bivalvia; Ostreida; Ostreidae. Bases 287 to 1249 code for a protein of 320 amino acids. The record is from RefSeq and is a predicted model, not a curated record.